AUGUCUGCUGCUGACCCGCAGCCUACGUCCUCUUUCUCCGAUGGCUUUGACUUCCCAUUGCCAACGCUAGACAGAUUGGGGGUCUCGGUCCAGCCUGACAUUGAUGCUCAGAGCGUCGCCUCAGAUUGGUUCCAGGCGUUUGCCCAGCACGUAUCUUCCGGCGAUGCCACUCAAGUCGCCGGUCUCUUCGCUGCUGAUGCCUGGUGGCGCGACUUCCUCUCGCUCACUUGGGACUUUCGUACGUUCCACGGGGACGCGAAGAUCAAGACGUUCUUGGAGGAUCAGCUACCGGCCAUGAACCCGACGUCGCUCGAGCUGAACAGCGCCCGCCUUGUGCGACCCUAUCCAGACCUGGUGUGGCUCGUGGGCAUGUUCGACUUUGAGACACAGGUCGGGGUCGGGAGCGGUAUCUUCCGCCUUGUGCCUACACCGAGCGGAACAUGGAAGGGAUACACGAUGUUCACCAACCUGGAGGAUCUGAAAGGGUUCCCGGAGACGAUUGGACCCCGCCGUAAUCCAUUACCCAACCAUGGGAAGUGGACGAGUCAGCGCGAGCGCGAGAGGUCGUUUGUGGACGGCGAUCCUACCGUCUUGAUCGUGGGCGGCGGCCAGGGCGGACUCGUCGUUGCUGCGCGGCUGAAGCAGCUGGGCGUGUCUGCCUUGGUGGUCGAGCGGAACGAUCGGAUCGGAGACAAUUGGAGGGGCCGGUACGAGGCGCUUUGUCUACAUGACCCCGUUUGGUACGACCACUUGCCCUAUCUUCCAUUCCCCUCUACCUGGCCUGUGUACACACCCGCGCCCAAGCUCGCAGGGUGGCUUGAGUUUUAUGCAGAGGCACUGGAGCUCAAUGUGUGGACUUCUUCCACCGUGACGCGCGUAGAACAAGAAGCGACCAGCAAAUGGACCGUCACGGUACAGAGGAAGGACGGGAGCGAGCGAGACUUCCACGUCAGUCAUGUCGUGCUGGCCAUGGGGCGACAAAGCGGGGCUCCGUAUACCCCAACGAUUCCCAGACGAGAUGAAUUUGAAGGCCUAGUGCUACAUUCUACUCAAUUUCGAUCCGGUAAGGAUCAUAUCGGGAAAAAGGUGGUUAUCGUGGGCGCUGCUACAUCUGCCCAUGAUGUCGCAUUUGACUAUGCUGAGCACGGGGUAGAUGUAACCCUUGUUCAACGAGGCCCAACAUAUAUCAUGUCAGGCGAGAAGGGAAUACCGCGAUUAGUUGGAGGUAUAUAUGGCGAAAACACGGUACCAACGGACCUUGCGGAUCGUCUAUCCAGCUCAAUGCCGAUAUUCUUGCAAACCGGGAUCAACAAACGUGUUACAGCCUCAACUGCAGAAGCGGACAGGGAACUCCUACAGGGAUUAGAGAGGGCGGGGUUCAAGUACGACAUGGGUAUAGACGGCACGGGCAUCGCGCCUCUGGUUUACCUCCGCGGCGGAGAUUUUGGUGCAUGCCAGAAGAUUAUAGACGGAGAUGUCAAAAUAAAGAAUGACAGCCAAAUCGAAUGCUUUACAAAAACAGGUCUUAGAUUCGCAGAUGGCAGCGAGCUCAGUGCAGACGUGGUCCUUUUCGCGACUGGUUUUGACGAAUCGCCAUCUGUUUUCAAGAAACUGCUCAGCCCAGAAGUUGGCGACAAGAUGUCGCCGAUCUGGAGGCUGACUCCGGAAGGUGAAGUGCGGGGCGUAUGGCGUUGGCUUGGAGUUCAGAAUCUCUGGCUCGUGAUGGGUGCGUUCUUCCCGUACCCGGAUACAGCCCAACAUUCGAUGCAGAAUAUUCACCCAUCUCUCUAG
Messenger RNA from Fibroporia radiculosa, 1791 nucleotides. RefSeq lists its product as uncharacterized. Lineage: Eukaryota; Fungi; Basidiomycota; Agaricomycetes; Polyporales; Fibroporiaceae. Gene Ontology annotation, molecular function: flavin adenine dinucleotide binding; monooxygenase activity. The record is from RefSeq and is a predicted model, not a curated record. The coding region runs from base 1 to 1791 and encodes 596 amino acids. The transcript is spliced from 11 exons.